AUGAACGAAGUUCUGUCCUUCAAAGCUCAGCAAUGCGAAAUUGUAUAUUUGUCUGGUGAUGGUUGUUCAGAGAUGUUUAUGAAAAAUAGUUUCUUGAUACACUUGGAAUCUUUCUCAUAUGGUGUAAUUAUAUCGGGCCAUUCAAAAACAAGAAAGUCGUGAAGGAGAAAACUAACAGAGUGGUAAUUCCAUUACCAAGUUUGUAGAAAGAAGAGUUUGUUCAUUUCUGCUUCGAAGCUUCCAUAGAGUUCAUAGGCCUGAAGAAUUUGUUCAUUUGACAAUGGCUUCUCCAUCAUGAAAUAAGGACAAGUAUCUGAACGGGAGAAUGCAGCGCCCUACUUCCUUCAGGUUUAUGGUGCGAAAUACUCAUUAAGUUUACUUUUAGGCAGAAAUAUGUAUCAAAUGCAGGAGAAUCAGUCAUUGAUUAGCAUCAUAGUUUGUCAUGCAGAUAGAUGAGCUCACAAACUAGCUGUCAACAGUAUACCCCACUCCAUGCAGUGAAAUAGAACACUAGAUUCGUUGGGAAUCAUGGUAAUAAUUGGCAAGGCCUGGAUAUGUUCUUUUCCACAACAGAAAUUAAUAAAAAUUAUCUCUAGUUCGAAGAUGCUGAGGAAAAGUUAAGAAGUGGGCGAGGAAAUCCUGCUACUGAUGAUGCUCUAGCCCACAUUUAGAGCAUGGCAGUUUUCCUGCUUAGUUUAUGGGUGUGUAUCUAGGGACUGAAAGAUAUAUAAUGUACGUGCAAACUGUUAGCUCUUCAUUUGGUAAUAUUAAUAUUCCCUGCAAUCUGUUGGAGGAAGUAGAGGGAUUGAAUCAUCUAUUCUUAGGGCUCUCUUUUUUAUGGAAGAUCUGAUAGAGGCUUUUCGAUAAACUAUACUUCAGUUGGGCAGCUUCUAGCUGGUUUGUAAUUAUUAUGAAUAGAUCAGGAGCAGCAUUAGUCUAGAAUGAGCAGAACAACUGCCUAUACGACCAUAAAGGAUGUAAAGUAGAUAUUAGUUUUCUUUGUGCUUCAUUAAGGCUAAACGAAUGGAGUAUUCUAUGUAAUGGGGAAGGAACGGCUUCUUGUUUAGUUCACAUACUAUAGUGUAGACUAUCGCUCUAGUGCAUUGAGGACAUUUGUUAGCAGAAAAAAAUAGAAAUUAGACUCUAAAAAAAAGUCGAUGAACCUUUCGUGUUUUAUUUUUCCAAUCCAGAAUCUCUCUAAGGACAUCACACAUAUUUUGAUAAUUAAAAAUAUGUAUUUGGUUUCUUGUUUAAGUUUUAUCCAACCCUUCAGUUCAUGUUUGUAAGUGAAGAUUACUUUUUUUUUAUAGGUUAGUUUACUCAUUCAUUGGCUAUAUGAGAGGAACCAUAUGUCAUUUUUUCUACUGCAGGUAUUUCUGCCAAUGGAUACCACUUCAGAGAGGUUUUAAGGUCACCUAUUUGACGAUUAGCAAGUGCCUUCCUGGAUCUCGAAUAAUGUCCAUUAAGAAAGGUAUGCAGCUUUUCUUGAUUCAGUAUAUCAGGCGUACUGUUGAGGCCUAUCUGAAAGUUUUUUUUGAUUAUGAGCCCUUUGAAUUUUUCCUUAAAUAAUUGUGAUAAGUCAAAGAACCAUCUACUAUUUGAAUAUUUCAGAAACUUGAAUGAAAAUUAGUAAAACACGUAAUUUUGUAAUUAAUGGAAGUGAAAAACAUAAAUUUAAUUAAUAUAUUUAUAAAUUAUAAGUAAUGAAAGAUAGACGUCACAUAUAUUAUAUAAAAAAAAUUUACAUCUUCUUCUAAGUUGGGAAACUUAUCCCUUUGUACCUUUUUUUUGUGGAGCUCUGCUUAUAUGUUCAAAUUGUAUUGUGCUUUAGCUGCUAGUAACCCAGCUCACGAUCUCUUUGUAUAUGACUGCUUUAUUCAACAGACGAAUCAAUGAGAGCAGCAUGCAGUGACUUUCGCAAGGUGCUAUGGUAUAUAGAAGCUGAUAUUUCUGAGGGGGAGAUCCUGUACGUUACUGGUGAUCCCGCCACAUUAGGUUGCUGGGAACCAGAGAAGGCCAUUCCCCUGUCUCCUUGCAAAGAACGUGCUAAUUUGUGGAUGGCUGAAAUAGAGGUAUGCUAAUUAAUUUUUUUUUUGAAAAUAUUUCUUUCUAUGUUGAUAUAUGCUAUAAUCUUAGUUACGCGCCCUUCAAUCCAUUGCAGCAAAUAGAUCUGUUUUCUAGAGUACCGUGUUGCAGGGCAGUGAUACUAUAUUAAAAUCCACAUCAUAUAUGCAUAUGCUUACAGAAAUAAAUGAGAGGGCCUUUUAUGUCUCCUCGUUUGACAGCUAGUAUCAAACCUUUUGGUCAGUAUUAUUUUCACCUUUGUAAACAAUUUCAUAUCUCAAUACAUGUUUUACUACCUUUCUAUGGUCUUUUAACUACUAUUCUUAUUCAUUAUCAACAAAGGGAGCGCAUUUGUAUUCUUGAUGAGUGAAUAGUUACAGCCAUUUUGAUCCUGGCUGUAAUGUCCCAGCAAGUCAUCUUAUUUAAUUCUUUCCAUUUUUCUAUUUAAGGCAUCAUUCGCUAAGAAAUGCAGUUUCCUGAGGUAAUGCUGCAUGGGCUUAUGAAUGUGAUUCGUAAUUAUAAAAGGUUGUCUAUAUCAUAAAAUAUAAGAUUAUUUGCAUUUUAAACUAGUGGAUUCUAAAUUAAUGUUUAAGUCGGGUUGACCUCUGCUAAACCCUUUAUAAAUUGGGCUUUUCUAAUUUAGCCCAAUUCAACCCAGUUCACUGCACACAGGCCUAUGCAUAAGAUAUCAAAAUUCAGAAUAUGAUACGCUUUGUGGACAGUCUAAACAAAGAAUGAUUAAUCUUGUUUGAGAAAACAGCAAAUAGGCGUCUGGUAGAAAAAAAUAAAUUCCGUCUUUAUUUAUAGACGACCAUUUAGCUUUGAGGAUUCCAUUUGUAAUUAAUAAAUUAUGUGUUAGUCUCAAUACCCGGCCCAGUUUAUUGGUGCAUUAGGCCUAAAAUUAUGUUUCAGAGUAUUUCAUGAAAACUGAAAUAGGAUGAUAUUGGUUCACAUCAUUAACCAUGACUGGAGUUUUUUCUUCAAAAAUUCUCUUAGUCCUUUGGUACUAAUUUUUUAACUUCAUACAUUUCAGGUGCCUGAUGGAGUUCAUUUCAAAUAUAACUAUUUCAUAAAACAAGACACAGGAGCUUAUUGUGAUAUCAUUUGGAGACUAGGGCCUGAAUUUUCACUUUCAGUACCCUUGUCAAAACAACCUAAUAAAAAAAUUAUGGUAAAAGAUUUGUGGAUGAGUAGCAAAAUAGAAAUACCUCCAGUUUUUUCCUGGGGUACGUGGUUAGAGGUCAUAGACUGUCCUGAACCCAUCGAGCAUGGACAGCAACAGUCACUAUCUCCAGGUAACAUACGACAUGUUUCUUUUAUAUUGCAACUUCUCACUGUCCCCCCUUUGAUUGCUUAAGCUUAGACAAUGUUGAUGAUCAACAGUUGAACUUGAGACCUCAAGGAGGACUGACAAUUCUCAAGUGGCAUCACAGCUCAAUACCAUUAAAGAUUUGAAGAAGUUUCCUGAGAGAGACCAACCUCUUGAGGAACCUUGGCUGCCCGAAGCAGCAGUUGCAUCUGGAAUGGAUUCUUGUGUUCCAAGUCUUUUAUCUGAUAAAACAGUAGCUUCAGAACUCGACUCCCCCAAAACGUUGUCUGAAGCUACGGAAAAGGAGGGAGCUGAGCACGGUUACAAGUUAGGACACGUUGGUAAACCUGUUUCAACUGUCAUCCUCAUCAACUCAUCCGUAUGUACUAUGCAAAGGAUUGCCAUCCUAGAAGAUGAGAAGCUUGUGGAGUUGUUACUGGAACCGGUAAAGCAUAAUGUGCAAUGUGAUAGUGUAUAUCUUGGUGUAGUCACUAAGCUUGUUCCACACAUGGGUGGUGCUUUUGUAGAUAUUGGGAUUUCUCGACCAUCACUUAUGGAAAUAAAGCAAAACAGGGAACCAUUUGCAUAUCCUCCUUUCCAUGAAAAGGUCAAUGGACAGGAAAUCAAUGGCUAUGUGAGUAAUGAAGUAAGUGAGACCCUGGAUGUCCAGGAACAUUAUCCUACUUACAGUGGGGACACCAUAAAUGAUGAGUUUGUGGAUGUUGAUGAACAGAAUGAUUCAAUAGAAUUCAUAAAUGAGGUUCUUGAGGACGAUGAGCAUAUAGAUAACAUCAAUGCCUCCAGUGGUCGUAAGACACCUGUGACUAAUGGUGCAGUGAACUAUGCUGACGGGGAAAUUGACUUUGAAGAUUAUUAUGAAGAAAAGGAGCAUUCCAUGGAAUAUGGAUCUGUUGCGGACCUAUUUUCGUUAGAAACGGAAGGUGCAAAUGAUACAGAUUUAUCAGACCUUUUCCUGCAAAGCCUGAAAGAAAAUAGUGAUCCUUAUACUGUUGAGAAUAAGUGGGAUCAUGUUCGAAAAGGCACGAAAGUGAUUGUUCAAGUUGUUAAAGAGGGACUAGGGACAAAAGGUCCUGCUCUGACUGCAUAUCCAACUCUGAGAAGUAGAUUCUGGGUAAGCGAAUUAUUCUACUUUUUCUUGCCACCCUUUUUCUAAUCACGAAACGGAGUAUACAUUUUCUUUCUGAUCAUUCGUAUAUGUCAUAAUGUUCUUGCGCUUUAUAUAAAACAUAAACGUAGCCUUUCUGCGACAAUUUAUUUUUCAACAACUAAUCGUCUGCAUGCGCUUGGUUUUUAUGCACACUGUGUCGUGAUUGUUUUGGCUUAUGCGUCUCUGUAUACAACAAAGUCUUCACUCAGUACGGGAUUAUGUACUGUUACCGUUUGGCAUCUGGAGGGGCUGCUGCUUUUCUUAGUUUGUAUUUUUUCGUUGGUUAGGAUUCUCUCUGCUUACGUUGAAAACAUAUACGUAUAUGUUGUACAAAAAGGUUUAAGAUCCUACUCAUCUAUAAAUUGUUGGGUUUUCAUUUUGAAUUUGGAUUUCGCUUUUGCAUCAGACACAAAGAUAACCCCCCCCCCCCCCCCAAAAGUAGCAGGGAAUUUCAUCCCUUCAUCCCCUACCUAUGCAACCUAUAUCUGACAUGCUAAUAUUUGGUGAUCCCAGAAUGACAGAGAUGAAAUAUUAUAGUUGAAGUCACUAAGUAGAUUUAUCGUAAAACACCAUUUAUUUUUCAUGCUAGAUCCUUACUAUUGGAUAUCCAUUUUUCCCUGGGAUUGGUACCAUUGUAUUGAGUUUGAUGUGCUCCAGGGAGUAAAAUGUUAUUUUUCCCCUGUGCAAAGCAUGAGUCAUCUUCACUGUGCUCGCUUAACUGUAUCUUCCUCCUGAAAGUAUGCCCUGAAACUGGUCCUGAAUCGGAAGCUUAGCUCUUGGGCCGAAUCUCAUGUUAUAGCUUGAUUAUUUUGUUUCUUAAAAGAGGAGACACUGGAACUGUACACAAAGUGUGUGCAUAAACGGGAAAUACUGACAUCUGUGUUAGAGAUGCAUACAGGAAAAUGUAGAACAUUUUUUCUUAGAUAUGUUUUCUGGCUAAUCGUACAGUUUGAAAGAUCUAAUGACACACCUUUUUAAUCUUUUCAUGGUUAUCUAUUUUUCGUUUUUGUUUUGGAUAAUGAACUUUGUGCAAAAAACAUCGGAUAAAAGUAUUACGAGUGGCAUGCAGACAAAAUUCCGAAAUUUCAUCAGAUUGUAAUGGGACUAUAUUUGUCUUAUGAGAUCAGGUUUUUUCAUCACUGUAGAUUCUUUCUCAUGUCUAUAUGAUUAUAUUCUAAAAGUUUCCACGAAAGGUCAGUUAUCUGUGUAUAAAUAUUUCGGAUACACUGUACUUCUGUCAUGAGCAUUCCAAAUCCCAGAUCUAGGAAAACUAUGCCAUAUCUUAUAGUUUUCUUCAUUAUGCUCUUUGAUCUACUGUAUUAUAAUAAGUGACCUAAAAAAUGAAUCAUGAUUGCAUAUAGGAUAUUUAUUGUUUUUGGCUUGCAGAUAUUGAGUGCUCGUUGUAACAGAAUCGGUGUCUCAAAGAAGAUUACUGGAGUUGAACGUACACGUUUGAGAGUCAUUGCAAAAACGUUGCAACCACCUGGUUUUGGUUUGACUGUCAGAACUGUCGCUUCCAGUCAUUCUCUGGAGGAAUUGCAGAAGGAUCUGGAGGGGCUGUUGUCCACCUGGAGAGGAAUAGCUGAACAUGCAAAAUCUGCAGCUCUUGCUGCUGAUGAGGGUGUAGAGGGUGCUGUUCCAGUUUUAUUGCAUAGAGCAAUGGGCCAGACUCUCUCUGUAGUGCAAGAUUAUUUUAAUGAGAAGGUUUGAUUCAUAGCACCGUAACUCGACUGGAUUUAUUAUGUUUUCACCUGUUUUCUAAUAUCCUGGGCUCAAGAGUUGCAAAUACCUCAUUCAGGUCAAUAGCAUGGUAGUCGACUCUCCUCGGACUUACCAUGAGGUAUUAUUCGAAAUCAAUUGAGAUAUUUUUAUAUAUAAAGGAUGAUGGUGUAAGACUUUUGUCCUAGAAGGAGUUAUCCAUAUGUAUUAUUGUGUUGUGUAUUUCUCCCUUCAUCAGGACUUAUGUUGUAAGGAAUCCUCAUAUAUACCCUUGCAGAAUCCUCGAGAAUAAUGAACUUAUAUCAUUUUUAAUCUCUGUCCUGUGAUAAAAACACAAUCCUUGACGAUCGGAAGAGAAUAACUUUAUACUACAUUCUCAAAUUCAUAUAAGGCACAGGUGGCCCUAUGCUAUGGUACCUAAUGUCAUUAUUAUGUGUUGUUUCUUACACUAUUAGCGAAACUUCUAGAAUCUCUAUUAUUGUCUUACUAGUGGAUAGUUUGAGAUUUAAUUUAUUGACUUAGUUUCUACAUUGUUUUGAUUUUGCACAUAAUUGUUUGGAUCCUCCUUCCUCAGGUUACAAGCUAUCUUCAAGAAAUUGCUCCCAACCUGUCUGACAGGGUUGAGUUAUACAAUAAAAGAACUCCCAUUUUUGAUGAAUAUGGUGUUGAAGAAGAGAUCAAUAGCAUUCUUAGUAAAAAGUGAGGACUCUAUUACCCUACAAGAUAGCAUACUGUUCCCUUUUCUGGUUCCCAGGACAAGGGGGUCAUCUUGAUUUAUCAUCAAAUUUUAUUUUUCAUUUCUCUCUGGAACUUAAGUUACUAUUCAAAUUUAUAGUAUCUGAAUUUAUGGCACGAACUUCCAUAAUUGUUGCAUUAUUAAUCUUGCAUAUGUGCUUUUAUUUAUCUUUGAUCCAAGCUCACAAUUAUCACUUACUGAUGAUGUUUCAAAGAAGGAAAGAAUGUCAGCUGGAGGUUUCUACAGGAAGAGUUGCGACUCUGCACCAGGAUGGGUUGGGGUUGGUCAUCUCUAAUUAGGAAAAAAAAAAUAGUCUUGGUCACUUUUUAUAUUUUUCAUCAUGCAGAUGUAUACUUCCCAAAGUUUUCUUUCUUAGUUAUAACGCUGUUAGAAAUAGAGAAGCCACCCUAGGUCUACCUGCUGUUCUAAAAUGCGAAGUCUAUUAUCAUUCAUAGUGAGCAUAACCAGAAUGUUCAGAUAAAAUGUCAUUAUCACCCAGUGUUAUGUCAUCAAUCUAGUGCAAGGACCUGGCACUUUAAAUAAAAGAUCUCCCUAGGACUUGUUUUAGCCUAAAGUAUUUAUCAAAAAACCUAAAGGCUGUGACCUAACAUGUGGCAUAUUAUUGUCCUAUGUUAUGAUGUUGGUUUAAUUAAUAAAAGUAGUUCGGCAAUGUCAUUAUUUACUUGGUAAAAAUUAACUUCAUUUGUCUUUUAAAGAAUGAAAUGAGAGAAAAUAUAAUAUAUUUCUUCUCUUCUUGAAUCUUUCACAGAUUUGAUAUUCUCUAUUGUUGCUAGCUGUCAAUGUAUGACUUGAUUUGUGCAUUGAUUUUAAAUAUUAUCACCAUGUGAUACUGUGUGAUUUCUCUUUCAAGUCUCUUCUCAGUAUCUCCACUUGAUGCCGCAUUGGGCUUCCCCAACUUUUCUCCCCAUGCACUUUCGUGAUUGGUGUCUCAUCAGGAUCUGGCGCUACCUAUUCACUGUUUUUUUACUAAAUAUGUUUUGUUUUCAAUUCCACUCAUGCCUUUUUUUACCAAUUAUCAAUACUUCAUCACUCCCAUUUCAGAAAAAGUUCAUGGCUUGCAUAUGCAGACGCAAUUUAUUGGCAUUAGUCAUGUGAAAUAAAUUGAUUUUGAUCUUCGACAUCCCCUUUUACGCUAUGAUAUAUAAAAGAAAACUCCAUCUUGAGGUUUGUGCGCCAUCAAAUUUUUUUUCAAUAUCCUGCUGUUAUGUUGUGUUCUCAAAUUUCAAGUUCGCAAUCAAAUCCUACUCCAUCACAAUAAAUUUCGAAAAAGAAAUCUCUCAGUUACCUUAGGCCAUCAAUCUGCGUUCUUGAUGGUGGGGAGCAUGUUCCUCUGGUUAAAUUGAAUCAGAGCGGUCAGGCUUUGGGGUAAAAGUGCGGGCUUCAUGAAUGAAACAAGUUUCGAAGUUGCCGGGAACAUAUUUCAACAGAUCAAAGCUGUUUUCCUAUAGUGUCAUAGAAUAGGAUUCGGCGUCCCAACUGUUUCCAAUUAAAGCAAACUAAUGCAUGCUCGAAUUAGCAUGUGCGUCCUGAAGUCUGGUUGGGAUGAUCAUUAUAUUUGUUGCCGUAUUAAACCCAAGUUCAAGUCAGAUUUAUUUUUUUCCAAGACAAUGUUAGAAACAGGAAAUUAUGUGAAUAGAAAAUCUCCUAUCGUCAAUUAUAUUUAUUUAUGAUAUAGCUGACUAUGUUAGACAAUUUUCGCUCUUUUUAAGCUUAUAAUGGAUUCCUUCUCAGUGGUCCUCAUACUGUUAUUCUCACUCUUUCAUUUUUCAUUCCAGAGUUCCACUUGUUAAUGGAGGCUCACUCGUGAUUGAGCAAACUGAAGCUCUUGUUUCUAUUGAUGUCAAUGGGGGCCAUAGCAUGCUUGGCCAAGGAACUUCGCAGGAGAAAGCUGUCCUUGAUGUCAAUCUUGCAGCUGCAAAACAAGUAUGUUUUGAGUUACGCACACUUUGCUCCUAAUUACAAACAUGCAUCUGAGAUGAUGAUACAAUGAACUUGUGUUGAGUUUCUGCCUGAAGUGAAAAAAUUAAACUUUGAAUCAGUUCGGAAAACUUGCCUUUGCAUGAUUUCUUUUAAUCUAUGUGCAUGAUAUAUUAAUUGCAGAAGGAUGACUUGAGAUGGGGAGGGAGGGGAGAGAGAGAGAUAGAGAUUAGAGCGUUUAGACGGUUCUGGCGAAUGUGGCUUCCAUUAUUUGAUAACCAGACCCUGUCACAGAAGGGUCACUGCUUUCAGUUUAACGAAUAAAUAUAUCACCAAGAGAUGCAUAGAAUCCAGUGAUACUAUUUUUAUACUCGGAAGUUUUUAUGUUAUCAUACUAAACGCUUUCCAUUUCUGCAAGGAAAAAUGAGGGAAGUGCUGUGAGACAGUGCCAGGGAGAUGUAAAUGACUUGAUGAGAAUAAAAGUCUAGAAUCUGGCGAAGUACGGAUACCUGAGCAUUGGACAACUAGAAGUGACCAUGUCUAAUCCGAUGGAUGGACGUAGUGCAAUGCCAAACUCAGUUAGCUCUCUUGAGAUUGAAGGGGAAUUAACGUUCUCUUAGGACCGCUUAGUCACAUCAUGUUGUGCUCUGCAACCAUAUGAUAGAGAAGAAACUAAGUUAGAACCAUCUAUAUGAAAUUUAUCAUCCUUUCAUGGUAUUUUUUCCAUGUGUGGAAAAAAUAUAUAAUUACGGGUUAGGUUGUCGGUCAGUUUCGUAAUUUGGUUGAGUAUCCUAUAAAUCGUGGAAUUCAACCCAGAUAGUUUUCCUUUUUUGAGCCCAGGGUAAUUAGUAUGACCAGAAAUCGUUCCAUGAGUCAAUAUGACAGAAAGUUUUCCCCACUGUUUAUUCUUGUUUGGUUCGCAUCACUAUUGCAUACCUUAGAGUACAUAGAUACUAAUGCAUCAGUUCAAUUUUUUUAACAGAUCUCUUUAAUGAGCCUACAUAUUUUCUCUUACCAAACUUGUCUGUAAAUGUCUGGCUUUUGACUCUGUCAUCUGCUGAACUGGUUUACUGUAGCCGGUAUCUUAUCCAGAGUUGAGUGUUGCUUAUCAAAUCUUUUCCAGGUCAUUACCCUUAUGUAUUUUAUUUAGUUGUGGGCUGGGAACUCAGUUCCCAUAACUCAACCAUGAGAUUUCUAUUUCUGAAGCUCUGUUAUCGAGGAAGAGAGAGGAGUUGUUACUGCUUAGCUUCUGAUUUCUAAUAUGUUAUUUUCCUUACCAAAGUAUUAAGUAGGUAUCGCCUGCCUUGUUGUGGCUAUAUGGGUCUUCAGUUCUGUUCUUUCAAGAUGAUUCACUUUGAAAAUACUUUUCUUCAGUACUAUUAUUUAUCAAGUAUGAUUGGCAGCUCACAUAAAAUAGUUAAAAAACGAUAUUAAUAUUUCUACUUUCAGAUUGCACGGGAGCUACGACUGAGGGAUAUUGGCGGCAUUAUUGUGGUCGAUUUCAUUGAUAUGAUUGAUGAGUGUAAGUAAUUGACCCAUUUAAAUAUCCAUAGUGAUGGAGUGUCAUUUUAAUCUCUUAUAAAUGCGUUUCUUUGUUUUCCUGAAAUUCUGAAUCUCAGAUUUUCAGUUGGAUUUUUGUAUCAUAGAGACCGUUCACUCUAGAAAAAGAAAGAGCAUAAGGAUUAUGACAAACUCCGCAUGCUUUCUCUCAUGUCUCAUAUUGUGCAUUCCUUAGGACCAUACAUGGAUUAUCAAUAAGUGCAUGGAUGUGUGAUUAGUUUCCAUUAUGCAGUUGUCACCAUUCUAUUGUCCUAAGUGAACACUGUAUGAUGGUGUUUAAUCUAACAUUUUCUGGCAUGUUUCCUAGCAAUAUCUGUUGUACAACGCACCAACCACAAGCACCUGUGAUAAACUCAGAACUGCCAUGAGGUGAAAAUUAGAUUUUUCUCUACAAUAAUUUAUAAGGACAUCCUGCAAGACAUCCCAACUAGAUCAGAUUUUCUUAUUAAAAAUACUCAUAAAGUUCUUGAAGUCUGUUAGGUAUGGCUUAGAUCUUAGUUUGUACUGAUCUCAGUGAAGUGGAAUCCAAGUAUUGUAUAGUCGGAAUAAAUACAUACUAGGCUCGUCUGUCCCAGCCACCAUAUGGGACGACCUUGACACGUAUGAAGUAAUAUAAAGUUGGAAUUUUGGUCAAAAUCAUGCGAAUCAUAAUGGGUUGGUGGGUGAGCUUUUUAAUUUUAUCAUUGAGUAUGACUGAGCUUCCAUGCUUUCUUUAAUUGGAACAUCAUUCACUUUAUCCUCAUCAAAUAUGAACGAUAAAUGGCCUUUAUUUCUAUUUACUUUCCAUUAAAAAAGCCUAGUGGCUGCUCCAAAGUAUCUUUACUUGUGUCUAUCAAUCUUACAUUGUACACGUUCAAGGAGACCUAAUCGGAUGAUUAUCUACCUUGAGUUUCUAUAUUUCUUCAUUUGCAUUCGACUGAUAGAGGUUUCAGCUCUCACUUGUACUAGAACUGAUCUACUAUGAUGAUUAGUUCCUCAGGCACGGCAUUUUUUUGGUCACUAUCACAUUUCAUGUUAUGCCCUACUACACUGGAUAUUGUGCCACGGAUGUUUUCUCAAGCAAUCUUUUUUCUUAAAACGUCGGGUCAAUUUGGCGUCAUCAUAAUGAGUAAAUAUUUCGUGAAUCACUAUUUCACAUUGGUUUGAUUAUUGUCGUUGAUCUGAUCCUCUUAAAACAGUUAUAUUGCUAUGGGAUAAACUAGUUGCCCUUCUUCUAAUGCUUUUAAAGCCAUUGUUAGUCACUGCUCCUCAAACAUCAUUCGCCCACUUUAGUUGAAUUCAACCGCCUAUUUUUCUUGAUUUUAAGAGAAUUUCCAACUUUGUGAUGCCGUGUUCCAUCCAAGCUUUCUAAGAUAUCUUUUCACCCCUUCUUCUCUCUUCUAUGCUUCUAGUUCCAUUUUUUUAAAACAAUUUUUGAUGACAGAUCUAGCAUAAAAUAUAUCAUGUUAUUUGUAGCUUUAUAAUAACUAAAUAUUGACUCCUUUUUAACUGCAAAUAAUUUUCUUGUACAGCAAAUAAAAGGCUAGUUUACGAAGAAAUGAAGAAGGCUGUGGAGAGAGAUCGAUCAAUAGUCAAAGUGUCUGAGUUAUCAAGACAUGGGUUGAUGGAGAUAACCAGAAAGAGGGUAAAGCACUGGGAUAUAAAUGCCAUAUAACUUACUGAGACUUACACGUUAUUUUUUUUGGCUGAGGAUACAUCAGUCUUUAAUUUUUUCAUAUGAGCUGCCUGAGACUUGUGAGAGGAUCUUUGCCGCUCAAUAUAGCCAGGCCUAACACUCAUGGAAGAGUCCUAUACGUGGGCAAUUUAGAUAUAUUCUUUUAAGUGAAUGUAGCAUCGAUCUCUUUGUCAAGAUUUAGUUAAUAAUUCUGAAAUUUCAUGUGGUACUUGGAUUGAUAUGAUAGGCAUGAAAAUUAAUGAAUAUGAUAUGUUUUAUGAUGAAUAUCUUAAUAAUAGUCUGGAUAAUGACAAUUAUCAUUCAAAUCCAUGUCAAAAAUAAACUUGAAAUAUUUUAAACCUCUCUGAGCUGUAUUCUAUCCGGCGAAGUUGAAGCACCGGAGAUUCUCACUUUGUGCAUUUAAAUUACAUGAUUUAUUUGAAGGGGCUUUUGAAUGUCUUUUAUAGCCUUGAUCAAGAGUGGGGUCAAUGCAGUUUUUAUACAUGUAAACAAUUAACCCCAGCUAAGAAUGCUCUCAUAUGACACAGGUUCGCCCAAGUGUUGCAUUUAUGAUAAGCGAGCCAUGCCCUUGCUGUCAUGCUACUGGUCGAGUGGAAGCUCUAGAGACAUCAUUUUCAAAAAUUGAACAUGAAAUUUGUCGCAGGCUUGUGAGUAACAUUUUUUUUUCGAAAUUUCUUUUAUCUUUUGGUUCUGAAUUAAAUUUCAGUAUAAAAAUGGCUGGCUGUAUUUUUGGUUAUCUCGAUUGCAUAGACUUCAGAGGCAACGGAAUCUUCAAAACCACUUGAAACUUUUGUUGAAAAAGAAAAUUUCUGAUCCAAUCAAGGUUUUAUGUUUAAAGGAUGGCUUUGUGUUCGUGUUAUUCUAAGACAUGGGAUCAUGUUCUGGGAUAUUGCUUGAAUCUUGAAGUACUUUAAUUAUAUGAUUGAGUUAUAAAGUUAAUUAGAUAAGUUUUAUCCCAAGAUAUUCAUCCUACGGUGCCUUCUGAUAAUCCUAAUAUUUAGGUUUGUAAAUGCUACUACCCAUCAUAACUGAGGUAAUAUGUCCGAAUAUCAUUCAUCUUGCUUUUUCUGGAAUUCCAUCAUGAUUUAUGUUAGGCAUUGAAGUUCUUCGCUUGAAAAAUACCAUUAUUAAUGAUUAACAUUAUCGCACAGUUCAGCCAUCUAAUCUGGGUAUAUAAUAUGCGCCAGGCUUUAUCUAACCAGAAGGCAGACCCUGAGAAUGCAAAAUCUUGGCCAAGGUUUGUGUUGAGGGUUGACCGAUAUAUGUUCAAUUACCUGACAUCAGGGAAGCGCACAAAGUUGGCAGUCUUGAGCAGCUCUCUCAAAGUUUGGAUUCUCCUAAAGGUACAUAUAAUCAGCAUUCAUAAAAACAUCUUUCUAUGUCCAUGCUGUGCAUUUUCUGCCCACACACGGCCCAACUUGGGGUGGGCCCUUCGCUGCAGAACGCAUGGUUGACCAGCCAAAACCACAAGGAGCACAAAAAGAUUCUAUCUGCUUUCAUGUAUGGUCUCGGAUUUAAAGUAGUUCCAAGGGUGUAUAAAAAUGGCAAAUAAGUGGCAGAUAUUAGAGGAGAAGAAAAAGGAAACACGGCCAUUUUGGCUGAUAUAACCAUUUUGGUCAUUUUGGGACAAAAUCUUGCAAGGUCAGCAUCAAUGGCGAGAAGUAUUUAAAUAUUUUUCAGUCUCUGGGUCUGAAGUAAACAUCUGCACAGCACUGAGCUAGUCUCAAAACCAAUACCCACUGGUCAAUGGAGUUCCUUUGCUUGAAGAAAGCAUGAGAAUCGUGUUAUGGGUCACUUAGGAAAAGCAAUUGAGAUAUAUGUAUAUAUAUAUAUAUAUAUGACGAAGAACGCAGGAAAGGUUUGCAUAAUAUUUCAUGAAAUGGAAAGUGAUAUAUAUAUAUAUAUUAAUCAAAGAUCUCACCCCAUGAUUUGGUUGAGUUGCCAAACAGGUCGCCAGAGGCUUCACCAGGGGCACAUUCGAGGUGAGGCCAUUCACAGACGACAUGGCGGCCGAAGAGCAGCAAGUCAACAUCUCGAGGCUGCGAGCCGCAGAAGGCAGAUCGUACAUUCCAAGCACCAAGCUCACGCUUUUUCCGGUGAAGAAAUGGAAGGCCCGCGGAAAAUGA
Molecule: messenger RNA, 14295 nt
Organism: Spirodela intermedia
Lineage: Eukaryota; Viridiplantae; Streptophyta; Magnoliopsida; Alismatales; Araceae
Source: the annotation of a GenBank genome assembly